Messenger RNA from Closterium sp. NIES-65, 13374 nucleotides. Lineage: Eukaryota; Viridiplantae; Streptophyta; Zygnematophyceae; Desmidiales; Closteriaceae. The record is from the annotation of a GenBank genome assembly.
AUGCUCGCCUGUACUCUGCCCUCAUGCUCGCCUCUACUCUGCCCUCAUGCUCGCCUCUAUUAUUUUCUCAUGCUCGCCUCUACUCUGCCCUCAUGCUCGCCUCUACUCUGCCCUCAUGCUCGCCUCUACUCUGCCCUCAUGCUCGCCUCUACUCUGCCUUCAUGCUCGCCUGUAUUAUUUUCUCAUGCUCGCCUCUACUCUGCCCUCAUGCUCGCCUCUACUCUGCCCUCAUGCUCGCCUCUACUCUGCCCUCAUGCUCGACUGUACUCUGCCCUCAUGCUCGCCUCUACUCUGCCCUCAUGCUCGCCUCUACUCUGCCCUAAUGCUCACCUCUACUCUGCCCUCAUGCUCGCCUCAACUCUGCCCUCAUGCUCGCCUGUAUUAUUUUCUCAUGCUCGCCUCUACUCUGCCCUCAUGCUCGCCUCUACUCUGCCCUCAUGCUCGCCUCUACUCUGCCCUCAUGCUCGCCUCUACUCUGCCCUCAUGCUCGCCUGUAUUAUUUUCUCAUGCUCGCCUCUACUCUGCCCUCAUGCUCGCCUCUACUCUGCCCUCAUGCUCGCCUGUACUCUGCCCUCAUGCUCGCCUCUACUCUGCCCUCAUGCUCGCCUCAACUCUGCCCUCAUGCUCGCUUGUAUUAUUUUCUCUUGCUCGCCUCUACUCUGCCCUCAUGCUCGCCUCUACUCUGCCCUCAUGCUCGCCUCUACUCUGCCCUCAUGCUCGCCUGUACUCUGCCCUCAUGCUCGCCUCUACUCUGCCCUCAUGCUCGCCUCUACUCUGCCCUCAUGCUCGACUGUACUCUGCCCUCAUGCUCGCCUCUACUCUGCCCUCAUGCUCGCCUCUACUCUGCCCUCAUGCUCACCUCUACUCUGCCCUCAUGCUCGCCUCUACUCUGCCCUCAUGCUCGCCUGUAUUAUUUUCUCAUGCUCGCCUCUACUCUGCCCUCAUGCUCGCCUCUACUCUGCCCUCAUGCUCGCCUCUACUCUGCCCUCAUGCUCGCCUGUAUUAUUUUCUCAUGCUCGCCUCUACUCUGCCCUCAUGCUCGCCUCUACUCUGCCCUCAUGCUCGCCUGUACUCUGCCCUCAUGCUCGCCUCUACUCUGCCCUCAUGCUCGCCUCUACUCUGCCCUCAUGCUCGCCUCUACUCUGCCCUCAUGCUCGUCUCUACUCUGCCCUCAUGCUCGUUUCUACUCUGCCCUCAUGCUCGCCUGUACUCUGCCCUCAUGCUCGCCUGUACUCUGCCCUCAUGCUCGCCUCUACUCUGCCCUCAUGCUCGCCUGUACUCUGCCCUCAUGCUCGUCUGUACUCUGCCCUCAUGCUCGCCUCUACUCUGCCCUCAUGCUCGCCUCUACUCUGCCCUCAUGCUCGCCUCUACUCUGCCCUCAUGCUCGCCUCUACUCUGCCCUCAUGCUCGCCUGUAUUAUUUUCUCAUGCUCGCCUGUACUCUGCCCUCAUGCUCGCCUCUACUCUGCCCUCAUGUUUGUCUCUACUCUGCCCUCAUGCUCGCCUCUACUCUGCCCUCAUGCUCGCCUGUACUCUGCCCUCAUGCUCGCCUCUACUCUGCCCUCAUGCUCGCCUCUACUCUGCCCUCAUGCUCGCCUGUACUCUGCCCUCAUGCUCGCCUCUACUCUGCCCUCAUGCUCGCCUGUACUCUGCCCUCAUGCUCGCCUCUACUCUGCCCUCAUGCUCGUCUCUACUCUGCCCUCAUGCUCGUCUCUACUCUGCCCUCAUGCUCGCCUGUACUCUGCCCUCAUGCUCGCCUGUACUCUGCCCUCAUGCUCGCCUCUACUCUGCCCUCAUGCACGCCUGUACUCUGCCCUCAUGCUCGCCUCUACUCUGCCCUCAUGCUCGCCUCUACUCUGCCCUCAUGCUCGCCUCUACUCUGCCCUCAUGCUCGCCUCUACUCUGCCCUCAUGCUCGCCUCUACUCUGCCCUCAUGCUCGCCUGUAUUAUUUUCUCAUGCUCGCCUGUACUCUGCCCUCAUGCUCGCCUCUACUCUGCCCUCAUGUUUGUCUCUACUCUGCCCUCAUGCUCGCCUCUACUCUGCCCUCAUGCUCGCCUGUACUCUGCCCUCAUGCUCGCCUCUACUCUGCCCUCAUGCUCGCCUCUACUCUGCCCUCAUGCUCGCCUGUACUCUGCCCUCAUGCUCGCCUCUACUCUGCCCUCAUGCUCGCCUGUACUCUGCCCUCAUGCUCGCCUCUACUCUGCCCUCAUGCUCGCCUGUACUCUGCCCUCAUGCUCGCCUCAACUCUGCCCUCAUGCUCGCCUCUACUCUGCCCUCAUGCUCGCUUGUAUUAUUUUCUCUUGCUCGCCUCUACUCUGCCCUCAUGCUCGCCUCUACUCUGCCCUCAUGCUCGCCUCUACUCUGCCCUCAUGCUCGCCUGUACUCUGCCCUCAUGCUCGCCUCUACUCUGCCCUCAUGCUCGCCUCUACUCUGCCCUCAUGCUCGACUGUACUCUGCCCUCAUGCUCGCCUCUACUCUGCCCUCAUGCUCGCCUCUACUCUGCCCUCAUGCUCACCUCUACUCUGCCCUCAUGCUCGCCUCUACUCUGCCCUCAUGCUCGCCUGUAUUAUUUUCUCAUGCUCGCCUCUACUCUGCCCUCAUGCUCGCCUCUACUCUGCCCUCAUGCUCGCCUCUACUCUGCCCUCAUGCUCGCCUCUACUCUGCCCUCAUGCUCGCCUCUACUCUGCCCUCAUGCUCGCCUGUACUCUGCCCUCAUGCUCGCCUCUACUCUGCCCUCAUGCUCGCCUGUACUCUGCCCUAAUGCUCGCCUCUACUCUGCCCUCAUGCUCGCCUGUACUCUGCCCUCAUGCUCGCUUCAACUCUGCCCUCAUGCUCGCCUCUACUCUGCCCUCAUGCUCGCUUGUAUUAUUUUCUCUUGCUCGCCUCUACUCUGCCCUCAUGCUCGCCUCUACUCUGCCCUCAUGCUCGCCUCUACUCUGCUCUCAUGCCCGCCUGUACUCUGCCCUCAUGCUCGCCUCUACUCUGCCCUCAUGCUCGCCUCUACUCUGCCCUCAUGCUCGCCUCUACUCUGCCCUCAUGCUCGCCUCUACUCUGCCCUCAUGCUCGCCUCUACUCUGCCCUCAUGCUCGCCUGUAUUAUUUUCUCAUGCUCGCCUGUACUCUGCCCUCAUGCUCGCCUCUACUCUGCCCUCAUGUUUGUCUCUACUCUGCCCUCAUGCUCGCCUCUACUCUGCCCUCAUGCUCGCCUGUACUCUGCCCUCAUGCUUGCCUCUACUCUGCCCUCAUGCUCGCCUCUACUCUGCCCUCAUGCUCGCCUGUACUCUGCCCUCAUGCUCGCCUCUACUCUGCCCUCAUGCUCGCCUGUACUCUGCCCUCAUGCUCGCCUCUACUCUGCCCUCAUGCUCGCCUGUACUCUGCCCUCAUGCUCGCCUCUACUCUGCCCUCAUGCUUGCCUCUACUCUGCCCUCAUGCUCGCCUGUACUCUGCCCUCAUGCUCGCCUCUGCUCUGCCCUCAUGCUCGCCUCUACUCUGCCCUCAUGCUCGCCUCUACUCUGCCCUCAUGCUCGCUUGUAAUAUUUUCUCAUGCUCGCCUCUACUCUGCCCUCAUGCUCGCCUCUACUCUGCCCUCAUGCUCGCCUCUACUCUGCCCUCAUGCUCGCCUCUACUCUGCCCUCAUGCUCGCCUCUACUCUGCCCUCAUGCUCGCCUGUACUCUACCCUCAUGCUCGCCUGUACUCUGCCCUCAUGCUCGCCUCUACUCUGCCCUCAUGCUCGCCUCUACUCUGCCCUCAUGCUCGCCUCUACUCUGCCCUCAUGCUCGCCUCUACUCUGCCCUCAUGCUCGCCUCUACUCUGCCCUCAUGCUCGCCUCAUGCUCGCCUCUACUCUGCCCUCAUGCUCGCGUGUACUCUGCCCUCAUGCUCGCCUCUACUCUGCCCUCAUGCUCGCCUGUACUCUACCCUCAUGCUCGCCUCUACUCUGCCCUCAUGCUCGCCUGUACUCUGCCCUCAUUCUCGCCUCUACUCUGCCCUCAUGCUCGCCUCUACUCUGCCCUCAUGCUCGCCUGUACUCUGCCCUCAUGCUCGCCUCUACUCUGCCCUCAUGCUCGCCUGUACUCUGCCCUCAUGCUCGCCUCUACUCUGCCCUCAUGCUCGCCUCUACUCUGCCCUCAUGCUCGCCUCUACUCUGCCCUCAUGCUCGCCUCUACUCUGCCCUCAUGCUCGCCUGUACUCUGCCCUCAUGCUCGCCUCUACUCUGCCCUCAUGCUCGCCUCUACUCUGCCCUCAUGCUCGCCUCUACUCUGCCCUCAUGCUCGCCUCUACUCUGCCCUCAUGCUCGCCUCUACUCUGCCCUCAUGCUCGCCUGUAUUAUUUUCUCAUGCUCGCCUGUACUCUGCCCUCAUGCUCGCCUCUACUCUGCCCUCAUGUUUGUCUCUACUCUGCCCUCAUGCUCGCCUCUACUCUGCCCUCAUGCUCGCCUGUACUCUGCCCUCAUGCUCGCCUCUACUCUGCCCUCAUGCUCGCCUCUACUCUGCCCUCAUGCUCGCCUGUACUCUGCCCUCAUGCUCGCCUCUACUCUGCCCUCAUGCUCGCCUGUACUCUGCCCUCAUGCUCGCCUCUACUCUGCCCUCAUGCUCGCCUCUACUCUGCCCUCAUGCUCGCCUGUACUCUGCCCUCAUGCUCGCCUCUACUCUGCCCUCAUGCUCGCCUCUACUCUGCCCUCAUGCUCGCCUGUACUCUGCCCUCAUGCUCGCCUCUACUCUGCCCUCAUGCUCGCCUCUACUCUGCCCUCAUGCUCGCCUGUACUCUGCCCUCAUGCUCGCCUCUACUCUGCCCUCAUGCUCGCCUCUACUCUGCCCUCAUGCUCGCCUGUACUCUGCCCUCAUGCUCGCCUCUACUCUGCCCUCAUGCUCGCCUCUACUCUGCCCUCAUGCUCGCCUCUACUCUGCCCUCAUGCUCGCUUGUAUUAUUUUCUCAUGCUCGCCUCUACUCUGCCCUCAUGCUCGCCUCUACUCUGCCCUCAUGCUCGCCUCUACUCUGCCCUCAUGCUCGCCUCUACUCUGCCCUCAUGCUCGCCUCUACUCUGCCCUCAUGCUCGCCUGUACUCUACCCUCAUGCUCGCCUGUACUCUGCCCUCAUGCUCGCCUCUACUCUGCCCUCAUGCUCGCCUCUACUCUGCCCUCAUGCUCGCCUCUACUCUGCCCUCAUGCUCGCCUCUACUCUGCCCUCAUGCUCGCCUCUACUCUGCCCUCAUGCUCGCCUCAUGCUCGCCUCUACUCUGCCCUCAUGCUCGCGUGUACUCUGCCCUCAUGCUCGCCUCUACUCUGCCCUCAUGCUCGCCUGUACUCUACCCUCAUGCUCGCCUCUACUCUGCCCUCAUGCUCGCCUGUACUCUGCCCUCAUGCUCGCCUCUACUCUGCCCUCAUGCUCGCCUCUACUCUGCCCUCAUGCUCGCCUGUACUCUGCCCUCAUGCUCGCCUCUACUCUGCCCUCAUGCUCGCCUCUACUCUGCCCUCAUGCUCGCCUCUACUCUGCCCUCAUGCUCGCCUGUACUCUGCCCUCAUGCUCGCCUCUACUCUGCCCUCAUGCUCGCCUCUACUCUGCCCUCAUGCUCGCCUGUACUCUGCCCUCAUGCUCGCCUCUACUCUGCCCUCAUGCUCGCCUCUACUCUGCCCUCAUGCUCGCCUCUACUCUGCCCUCAUGCUCGCUUGUAUUAUUUUCUCAUGCUCGCCUCUACUCUGCCCUCAUGCUCGCCUCUACUCUGCCCUCAUGCUCGCCUCUACUCUGCCCUCAUGCUCGCCUCUACUCUGCCCUCAUGCUCGCCUCUACUCUGCCCUCAUGCUCGCCUGUACUCUACCCUCAUGCUCGCCUGUACUCUGCCCUCAUGCUCGCCUCUACUCUGCCCUCAUGCUCGCCUCUACUCUGCCCUCAUGCUCGCCUCUACUCUGCCCUCAUGCUCGCCUCUACUCUGCCCUCAUGCUCGCCUCUACUCUGCCCUCAUGCUCGCCUCAUGCUCGCCUCUACUCUGCCCUCAUGCUCGCGUGUACUCUGCCCUCAUGCUCGCCUCUACUCUGCCCUCAUGCUCGCCUGUACUCUACCCUCAUGCUCGCCUCUACUCUGCCCUCAUGCUCGCCUCUACUCUGCCCUCAUGCUCGCCUGUACUCUGCCCUCAUGCUCGCCUCUACUCUGCCCUCAUGCUCGCCUCUACUCUGCCCUCAUGCUCGCCUGUACUCUGCCCUCAUGCUCGCCUCUACUCUGCCCUCAUGCUCGCCUCUACUCUGCCCUCAUGCUCGCUUGUAUUAUUUUCUCAUGCUCGCCUCUACUCUGCCCUCAUGCUCACCUCUCCUCUGCCCUCAUGCUCGCCUCUGCUCUGCCCUCAUGCUCGCCUGUACUCUGCCCUCAUGCUCGCCUCUACUCUGCCCUCAUGCUCGCCUCUACUCUGCCCUCAUGCUCGCCUGUACUCUGCCCUCAUGCUCGCCUCUACUCUGCCGUCAUGCUCGCCUCUACUCUGCCCUCAUGCUCGCCUGUACUCUGCCCUCAUGCUCGCCUGUACUCUGCCCUCAUCCUCGCCUCUACUCUGCCCUCAUGCUCGCCUGUACUCUGCCCUCAUGCUCGCCUCUACUCUGCCCUCAUGCUCGCCUCUACUCUGCCCUCAUGCUCGCCUGUACUCUGCCCUCAUGCUCGCCUCUACUCUGCCCUCAUGCUCGCCUCUACUCUGCCCUCAUGCUCGCUUGUAUUAUUUUCUCAUGCUCGCCUCUACUCUGCCCUCAUGCUCGCCUCUACUCUGCCCUCAUGCUCGCCUCUACUCUGCCCUCAUGCUCGCCUCUACUCUGCCCUCAUGCUCGCCUCUACUCUGCCCUCAUGCUCGCCUGUACUCUACCCUCAUGCUCGCCUGUACUCUGCCCUCAUGCUCGCCUGUACUCUGCCCGCAUGCUCGCCUCUACUCUGCCCUCAUGCUCGCCUCUACUCUGCCCUCAUGCUCGCCUCUACUCUGCGGCGCUCGCCUGUACUCUGCCCUCAUGCUCGCCUCUACUCUGCCCUCAUGCUCGCCUCUACUCUGCCCUCAUGCUCGCCUCAUGCUCGCCUCUACUCUGCCCUCAUGCUCGCGUGUACUCUGCCCUCAUGCUCGCCUCUACUCUGCCCUCAUGCUCGCCUGUACUCUACCCUCAUGCUCGCCUCUACUCUGCCCUCAUGCUCGCCUCUACUCUGCCCUCAUGCUCGCCUGUACUCUGCCCUCAUGCUCGCCUCUACUCUGCCCUCAUGCUCGCCUCUACUCUGCCCUCAUGCUCGCCUGUACUCUGCCCUCAUGCUCGCCUCUACUCUGCCCUCAUGCUCGCCUCUACUCUGCCCUCAUGCUCGCUUGUAUUAUUUUCUCAUGCUCGCCUCUACUCUGCCUUCAUGCUCGCCUCUCCUCUGCCCUCAUGCUCGCCUCUGCUCUGCCCUCAUGCUCGCCUGUACUCUGCCCUCAUGCUCGCCUCUACUCUGCCCUCAUGCUCGCCUCUACUCUGCCCUCAUGCUCGCCUCUACUCUGCCCUCAUGCUCGCCUCUACUCUGCCCUCAUGCUCGCCUCUACUCUGCCCUCAUGCUCGCCUGUACUCUGCCCUCAUGCUCGCCUGUACUCUGCCCUCAUCCUCGCCUCUACUCUGCCCUCAUGCUCGCCUGUACUCUGCCCUCAUGCUCGCCUCUACUCUGCCCUCAUGCUCGCCUCUACUCUGCCCUCAUGCUCGCCUGUACUCUGCCCUCAUGCUCGCCUCUACUCUGCCCUCAUGCUCGCCUCUACUCUGCCCUCAUGCUCGCUUGUAUUAUUUUCUCAUGCUCGCCUCUACUCUGCCCUCAUGCUCGCCUCUACUCUGCCCUCAUGCUCGCCUCUACUCUGCCCUCAUGCUCGCCUCUACUCUGCCCUCAUGCUCGCCUCUACUCUGCCCUCAUGCUCGCCUGUACUCUACCCUCAUGCUCGCCUGUACUCUGCCCUCAUGCUCGCCUGUACUCUGCCCUCAUGCUCGCCUGUACUCUGCCCUCAUGCUCGCCUCUACUCUGCCCUCAUGCUCGCCUCUACUCUGCCCUCAUGCUCGCCUCUACUCUGCCCUCAUGCUCGCCUCUACUCUGCCCUCAUGCUCGCCUCUACUCUGCCCUCAUGCUCGCCUCUACUCUGCCCUCAUGCUCGCCUCUACUCUGCCCUCAUGCUCGCCUCUACUCUGCCCUCAUGCUCGCCUCUACUCUGCCCUCAUGCUCGCUUCUACUCUGCCCUCAUGCUCGCCUCUACUCUGCCCUCAUGCUCGCCUCUACUCUGCCCCCAUGCUCGCCUCUACUCUGCCCUCAUGCUCGCCUCUACUCUGCCCUCAUGCUCGCCUCUACUCUGCCCCCAUGCUCGCCUCUACUCUGCCCUCAUGCUCGCCUGUACUCUGCCCUCAUGCUCGCCUCUACUCUGCCCUCAUGCUCGCCUCUACUCUGCCCUCAUGCUCGCCUGUACUCUGCCCUCAUGCUCGCCUCUACUCUGCCCUCAUGCUCGCCUCUACUCUGCCCUCAUGCUCGCCUCUACUCUGCCCUCAUGCUCGCCUCUACUCUGCCCUCAUGCUCGCCUCUACUCUGCCUUCAUGCUCGCCUGUAUUAUUUUCUCAUGCUCGCCUCUACUCUGCCCUCAUGCUCGCCUCUACUCUGCCCUCAUGCUCGCCUCUACUCUGCCCUCAUGCUCGCCUCUACUCUGCCCUCAUGCUCGCCUCUACUCUGCCCUCAUGCUCGCCUCUACUCUGCCCUCAUGCUCGCCUCUACUCUGCCCUCAUGCUCGCCUCUACUCUGCCCUCAUGCUCGCCUCUACUCUGCCCUCAUGCUCGCCUCUACUCUGCCCUCAUGCUCGCCUCUACUCUGCCCUCAUGCUCGCCUCUACUCUGCCCUCAUGCUCGCCUCUACUCUGCCCUCAUGCUCGCCUCUACUCUGCCCUCAUGCUCGCCUCUACUCUGCCCUCAUGCUCGCCUCUACUCUGCCCUCAUGCUCGCUUCUACUCUGCCCUCAUGCUCGCCUCUACUCUGCCCUCAUGCUCGCCUCUACUCUGCCCCCAUGCUGGCCUCUACUCUGCCCCCAUGCUCGCCUAUACUCUGCCCUCAUGCUCGCUUCUACUCUGCCCCCAUGCUCGCCUCUACUCUGCCCUCAUGCUCGCCUGUACUCUGCCCUCAUGCUCGCCUCUACUCUGCCCUCAUGCUCGCCUCUACUCUGCCCUCAUGCUCGCCUGUACUCUGCCCUCAUGCUCGCCUCUACUCUGCCCUCAUGCUCGCCUCUACUCUGCCCUCAUGCUCGCCUCUACUCUGCCCUCAUGCUCGCCUCUACUCUGCCCUCAUGCUCGCCUCUACUCUGCCUUCAUGCUCGCCUGUAUUAUUUUCUCAUGCUCGCCUCUACUCUGCCCUCAUGCUCGCCUCUACUCUGCCCUCAUGCUCGCCUCUACUCUGCCCUCAUGCUCGCCUCUACUCUGCCCUCAUGCUCGCCUCUACUCUGCCCUCAUGCUCGCCUCUACUCUGCCUUCAUGCUCGCCUGUAUUAUUUUCUCAUGCUCGCCUCUACUCUGCCCUCAUGCUCGCCUGUACUCUGCCCUCAUGCUCGCCUCUACUCUGCCCUCAUGCUCGCCUCUACUCUGCCCUCAUGCUCGCCUCUACUCUGCCCUUAUGCUCGCCUCUACUCUGCCCUCAUGCUCGCCUCUACUCUGCCCUCAUGCUCGCCUCUACUCUGCCCUCAUGCUCGCCUGUACUCUGCCCUCAUGCUCGCCUCUACUCUGCCCUCAUGCUCGCCUCUACUCUGCCCUCAUGCUCGCCUCUACUCUGCCCUCAUGCUCGCCUCUACUCUGCCCUCAUGCUCGCCUCUACUCUGCCCUCAUGCUCGCCUCUACUCUGCCCUCAUGCUCGCCUCUACUCUGCCCUCAUGCUCGCCUCUACUCUGCCAUCGUGCUCGCCUCUACUCUGCCCUCAUGCUCGCCUGUACUCUGCCCUCAUGCUCGCCUCUACUCUGCCCUCAUGCUCGCCUCUACUCUGCCCUCAUGCUCGCCUGUACUCUGCCCUCAUGCUCGCCUCUACUCUGCCCUCAUGCUCGUCUCUACUCUGCCCUCAUGCUCGCCUCUACUCUGCCCUCAUGCUCGCCUCUACUCUGCCCUCAUGCUCGUCUCUACUCUGCCCUCAUGCUCGCCUCUACUCUGCCCCCAUGCUCGCCUCUACUCUGCCCUCAUGCUCGCUUCUACUCUGCCCUCAUGCUCGCCUCUUCUCUGCCCUCAUGCUCGCCUGUACUCUGCCCUCAUGCUCGCCUCUACUCUGCCCUCAUGCUCGCCUCUAUUCUGCCCUCAUGCUCGCCUCUACUCUGCCCUCAUGCUCGCCUCUACUCUGCCCCCAUGCUCGCCUCUACUCUGCCCUCAUGCUCGCUUCUACUCUGCCCUCAUGCUCGCCUCUUCUCUGCCCUCAUGCUCGCCUGUACUCUGCCCUCAUGCUCGCCUCUACUCUGCCCUCAUGCUCGCCUCUAUUCUGCCCUCAUGCUCGCCUGUACUCUGCCCUCAUGCUCGCCUCUACUCUGCCCUCAUGCUCGUCUCUACUCUGCCCUCAUGCUCGCCUCUACUCUGCCCUCAUGCUCGCCUCUACUCUGCCCUCAUGCUCGCCUCUACUCUGCCCUCAUGCUCGCCUCUACUCUGCCCUCAUGCUCGCCUCUACUCUGCCCUCAUGCUCGCCUCUACUCUGCCCUCAUGCUCGCCUCUACUCUGCCCUCAUGCUCGCCUCUAUUCUGCCCUCAUGCUCGCCUGUACUCUGCCCUCAUGCUCGCCUCUACUCUGCCCUCAUGCUCGCCUCUAUUAUUUUCUCAUGCUCGCCUCUACUCUGCCCUCAUGCUCGCCUCUACUCUGCCCUCAUGCUCGCCUCUACUCUGCCCUCAUGCUCGCCUCUACUCUGCCUUCAUGCUCGCCUGUAUUAUUUUCUCAUGCUCGCCUCUACUCUGCCCUCAUGCUCGCCUCUACUCUGCCCUCAUGCUCGCCUCUACUCUGCCCUCAUGCUCGCCUCUACUCUGCCUUCAUGCUCGCCUGUAUUAUUUUCUCAUGCUCGCCUCUACUCUGCCCUCAUGCUCGCCUGUACUCUGCCCUCAUGCUCGCCUCUACUCUGCCCUCAUGCUCGCCUCUACUCUGCCCUCAUGCUCGCCUCUACUCUGCCCUUAUGCUCGCCUCUACUCUGCCCUCAUGCUCGCCUCUACUCUGCCCUCAUGCUCGCCUCUACUCUGCCCUCAUGCUCGCCUCUACUCUGCCCUCAUGCUCGCCUCUACUCUGCCCUCAUGCUCGCCUCUACUCUGCCCUCAUGCUCGCCUCUACUCUGCCCUCAUGCUCGCCUCUACUCUGCCCUCAUGCUCGCCUCUACUCUGCCCUCAUGCUCGCCUCUACUCUGCCCUCAUGCUCGCCUCUACUCUGCCCUCAUGCUCGCCUCUACUCUGCCCUCAUGCUCGCCUCUACUCUGCCAUCGUGCUCGCCUCUACUCUGCCCUCAUGCUCGCCUGUACUCUGCCCUCAUGCUCGCCUCUACUCUGCCCUCAUGCUCGCCUCUACUCUGCCCUCAUGCUCGCCUGUACUCUGCCCUCAUGCUCGCCUCUACUCUGCCCUCAUGCUCGUCUCUACUCUGCCCUCAUGCUCGCCUCUACUCUGCCCUCAUGCUCGCCUCUACUCUGCCCUCAUGCUCGUCUCUACUCUGCCCUCAUGCUCGCCUCUACUCUGCCCCCAUGCUCGCCUCUACUCUGCCCUCAUGCUCGCUUCUACUCUGCCCUCAUGCUCGCCUCUUCUCUGCCCUCAUGCUCGCCUGUACUCUGCCCUCAUGCUCGCCUCUACUCUGCCCUCAUGCUCGCCUCUAUUCUGCCCUCAUGCUCGCCUGUACUCUGCCCUCAUGCUCGCCUCUACUCUGCCCUCAUGCUCGUCUCUACUCUGCCCUCAUGCUCGCCUCUACUCUGCCCUCAUGCUUGCCUCUACUCUGCCCUCAUGCUCGCCUCUACUCUGCCCUCAUGCUCGCCUCUACUCUGCCCUCAUGCUCGCCUCUACUCUGCCCUCAUGCUCGCCUCUACUCUGCCCUCAUGCUCGCCUCUACUCUGCCCUCAUGCUCGCCUCUAUUCUGCCCUCAUGCUCGCCUGUACUCUGCCCUCAUGCUCGCCUCUACUCUGCCCUCAUGCUCGCCUCUAUUAUUUUCUCAUGCUCGCCUCUACUCUGCCCUCAUGCUCGCCUCUACUCUGCCCUCAUGCUCGCCUCUACUCUGCCCUCAUGCUCGCCUCUACUCUGCCUUCAUGCUCGCCUGUAUUAUUUUCUCAUGCUCGCCUCUACUCUGCCCUCAUGCUCGCCUCUACUCUGCCCUCAUGCUCGCCUCUACUCUGCCCUCAUGCUCGCCUCUACUCUGCCCUCAUGCUCGCCUCUACUCUGCCCUCAUGCUCGCCUCUACUCUGCCCUCAUGCUCGCCUCUACUCUGCCCUCAUGCUCGCCUCUACUUUGCCCUCAUGCUCGCCUCUACUCUGCCCUCAUGCUCACCUCUACUCUGCCCUCAUGCUCGCCUCUACUCUGCCCUCAUGCUCGCUUCUACUCUGCCCUCAUGCUCGCCUCUACUCUGCCCUCAUGCUUGCCUCUACUCUGCCAUCUCUGGAAUUUUUCUGUGCGCAGAGAAGUGGGAGGGGCUGGAUGUGUGCGAGCAAUUCUCGCUGCAGCAGAUGCUAAGGGCCACCAACAACUGGUCGGAGGACAAUGUGCUGGGCAAGGGUGGAUUUGGCAUUGUAUACAAAGGCCGCUCUCCACAGGGCCAGCUGUGGGCCAUCAAGCGAUCCACCAUCAUGACCAACGACUUCGAAACGGAGGUGCGAGCCAUGGCCUCUCUCCACCACACACACCUCGUGCGCCUGCUGGGCUUUUGCCUGGACCAGAACGUGGAGACAGGCAAGCAGGAGCAGAUCCUCGUGUACGAUUUCAUAGGCAACAGGGACAUGGAUUACCAUAUCCACAGGACCAAGCGUUAUGCUAAAUACAUGUACCCUGCUAUGAAGCUGGUGGAGACAUAUGAGCUAGAAGAGCUGAGGGACAGCAAGAUGCCGGCGGCAAGUGAAGAGGCUAUAGUGGAACUUGCAGACCUGGCUCUGGACUGCAUCAAGUCUCCCGGCACACGGCGACCCACUAUGAAGGAUGUGGCAUACCGCCUCAGUGCCCUCAUUGCCAAGCACUGCCCCGACAAGGAGGACAAGUGGGAGAGUGUCACAAAAGAAGAGAGUGAAGGCAACGAGGGUAGUUCAUCUAGGGAUGCUUCUGCUGUGUCAUUUGGAGACAGUGGGAGGGAGGCUGAGAGGCCGCAUGGUUCACAGUCAGGCGUGAGUUCAUUUGUGCGCGUUGGCUCUAUAAGUGAUGGCCUCAAGAGCUGGCUGCACUCGAAGCCAACCAAAGGGCGUUAA